AUGUUUACUUGGAGAGGGCCAGUGUUUCAUGGUGGUCAAAGAAUCUAUGAAAAAUUGGAUAGAGCGAUGAGUAAGGAUGAGUGGAGACUUAUGUUUCCAGACGCAUACGUGAAAGUUUUAUUGAGGGUUGAAUUUUCAGAUCAUCAUCCCAUUCUUAUUAACUUGAAAGAUGAGGAAUUUGUUUAUCAGGGGAAGCCUUUUAGGUUUGAAAAUGCUUGGUUGACCAAUGAAUCUUAUAACGACAUGUUGCUGGAUACGUGGAAUGCUGAAGAUCCUCUAAUUUCGAAUUUGAAAAAGGUAGUGGAUAGUAUUGAUAAGUGGAAAUUUCUUUCUUUUGAAAAAGUGAAGAGACAAAAAAAGGAGUUGAUGAAGAGACUUGAAGGGGUUCAAAGGAAGUUGCAAUGUAUGCAUAAUACUGGGGGUAUGAGGAGACAGGAGAUUAAGUUGUAG
Vicia villosa (hairy vetch) is the source of this 450-nucleotide messenger RNA. RefSeq lists its product as uncharacterized. The coding region runs from base 1 to 450 and encodes 149 amino acids. NCBI's taxonomy places the organism in Eukaryota, Viridiplantae, Streptophyta, Magnoliopsida, Fabales, Fabaceae. The transcript has a single exon. The record is from RefSeq and is a predicted model, not a curated record.